Molecule: messenger RNA, 4186 nt
Organism: Dendronephthya gigantea
Lineage: Eukaryota; Metazoa; Cnidaria; Anthozoa; Malacalcyonacea; Nephtheidae
Exons: 2
Coding region: 1454-2977 (507 amino acids)
Biological process (GO): DNA recombination; DNA integration
Molecular function (GO): DNA binding
Source: RefSeq, a predicted model, not a curated record
AUUGCUUCCUGCACUUGAGACUUUAUAAUAAAGUAUAUUAAAUACUUUAGUUUGACGCGCAGGUAAUUUCCCUGGAAUUCUGAUGACAUAUAGGUAACGUGUGGGAAAGCGGAGAUGAGGGUCAGUAUAGAUAAAGAGCAGAAUGUGCUGCCAAUUCAUUCUGCUCCUCGCUUCGACAAGGUCAUUACAGAUCAAAUUUGAAUUUUUUGACACCUCUUUGAACAGUUCUUGCUAUACGGAAUUAUGCCUGCUACCACUACCAGAGCGAGUAAACGAGUGAAAAGGCGAACGCAACCAACCCGACCCGGCCGUCCGCGACGAUCGUCCCGCUCCGGUCCACUCACGGCUCCCAGUACAUCGGUGAAUACCUUGCCGCAGCCAUUGUCCGCGCCAACUACUGCACCAACAACAGACAACACCUCUGCGGGGUCUACCAACCAUUUUACCCUCUCAGAAGCUACUCUUGCCCGAAUAAUUUCGGAAACAACGCAGGCGGUCAUGGCCAACCUCCAGUCACACACCAUCCCAUCUACACCGCCCGAGUUCUCGACGGAGACGCGUGAAUUGCCAGUGGUUGCUUCGGGUGUGUUGGGUACGGCAGACGCCACGAUGCAGGGGCCGGUGGCGUCUGCUUUACUCAAUAUAUCAGGUGAGCCUAACUUAGUGCCGGUAUCGCGGUCCCCAACGCCAAGCUCCAAAUUUAAUUCCAUCAGUUUGCCUAUCGGAGCAAACGUUAGUGCCAAAUUGAAGUCGAAAAUUUGGGCCAAUGAAUUUUUAGAUUUCAGCCUAUUGCUUGGUUCUGGGGCUUGUGAUACUCGUUAUCAGCUGUCGGUGGGGCCUCAAGAAGGCUCCAAUGUUCCGCUUUUAUCUUUGGAACCAACACACAAAGUGAAGUCCAUCCCUAAUAUCGAGGCAUGGACUUCAGCGUUUCAAAUUUUUGUCGGGGUGUACACAACUAAAUUCCCCAUGGAGGCCCCCGCUUUGAUGAAAUACGGCGAAGUUGUUCGCGAUUUGGCUGCUCGCGGGGGUGACUGGCGUUUUUACGACGCUCAAUUUCGUCUUUUGCGUCAAACUAACCCAGCCGAUGCACCGUGGAGCGACACUCACUGGGAACUGUGGAUAAGGGCGCAAAAUUUCAAUCAUUCACGCUUCACUAAAACCCAGCUACCUACGCGUAAUCAUGGGUCUAAUUCGCCAGCGUCAGUUCCUGCCCUAUUUGUUCCCAGGGGAUUUUGUCGCAAGUUCCAUCGGGGCGGCGAUUGUCCGGGCUGUAAUUUUAAACAUCAAUGCUUUAAAUGUGGUGUAGUCCACUCCGCACUCCGAUGUAAUUUUCGUCCCUCACGCUCAAAUUCGCAGUCAACCCCUGCAGCAUCCAAGUCCCGUCCUGCCAACACCAGUACAAAUUAAUAAACUCUCCCCUCUACUAUGUGGAUAUGAUGUGCGAUUGACAUCUAUGUUAUAUAAUGGUUUUCAAUUUGGUUUUCCCCUUCAUUUUGAAGGCAUUCGUAUAUCGUUUUUUGCAACAAAUCUUGUUUCGGCCCUGCAGAACCCGGAAAUCGUUAGUGCUAAACUUUCGAAAGAAUUAGCGGCGAAUCGCAUUGCUGGGCCCUUUGACAAUCCCCCUUUUCCCAAUUUUCGAGUCUCUCCGCUAGGCGUUGUUCCUAAGAAAACUCCAGGGGAGUACCGUUUGAUUCACCAUUUGUCAUUUCCGAACGGUGCUUCUGUUAACGAUGGGAUUGCUCCCGAGCAUACCUCUGUGAACUAUGCUCGUGUCGAUGAUGCAGUUUCUAUGAUCAAGCAGCUUGGGCGCGGUUGUUUUCUUGCGAAGACAGAUAUCAAAAGCGCAUUUCGUAUUAUUCCCAUACGCCCUGCCGAUUACGAUCUCUUGGGUAUUUUUUGGCAAGGCAAAUAUUAUUAUGAUCGAGUUAUGCCUAUGGGGUGUGCGUCGUCAUGUCGCACUUUCGAGAUGUUUAGCACUGCUAUCGAAUGGGUUGCUAAGACACACUUGUCAAUCGCGCAUCUAAUCCACAUUCUCGAUGAUUAUCUAAUGGCCGCACCUACUUAUCACCAAUGUCGCAUUGACCUUGUUCGCUUUUUGUCUCUCUGUGAACACGUAGGCGUGCCAAUCGCUCCAGAAAAAACAAUCGGCCCACACAACGUUCUUUCCUUUGCCGGCAUUGAAUUAGAUACUUUGUGCAUGGAAGCCCGCUUACCUUUGGAUAAAACUGACAAAUGCAAGCAGUUGAUAUCGGCUUUUCUUUGUCGCAAAAAGGUCACAUUACGCGAGAUACAAUCUUUAACCGGUUUACUCAAUUUUGCUUGUUCAGUCGUUGUCCCUGGGAGGGCCUUUCUCCGACGUCUUAUUGAUUUAACUAAGGGCGUACGGUGUGCUCAUCAUUUCAUUCGCCUAACUAAAUCGGUAAAGGCUGAUCUCGAAAUUUGGCAGUCGUUUUUAGCCAAUUUUAAUGGCCGAUCGUUUUUUCUCAAUGACAUGUGGCAUGACUCUGCUAGCCUUAACCUGUACACUGAUUCUGCGGCUAGCUUCGGCUAUGGCGCGCUUUUUGGUUUUGAGUGGUGUUACGGUGCCUGGCCCGACAAUUGGAAAACUUUUAACAUAACCAUUUUGGAAUUCUACCCAAUCGUAUUAAGCGUUCUUCUGUGGGGAGACCAGAUGCGUAACCAGCGUAUAACUUUUUUCACCGAUAAUGCGGCAUUGGUUGAUAUUAUAAAUAAGGCUACUUCUCGUGAUGUGACUGUUAUGGUGUUUGUUCGACGCCUGGUGCUGGCUUGUUUGCAAUUUAAUAUUCUCUUUCGCGCUCGCCAUGUAGCGGGGGUUACAAAUGUUUUGGCUGACUCCUUAUCUCGCUUGCAGGUUUCGAAGUUCAAACGGCUAGCUCCGGUGGGCGUUCGGCCAACACCGACAGUCAUACCGCCUCACCUUCUCCCACACAAUUGGCCGCUAUUACCUCGCGGUUAAUUCAAUCUAGUUUGCAGCCUUCGUCAAUCCCUACCUAUCGCAGGGCAUGGAAACUCUACAAUCAGUUUUCUUCUGCAGUUUUUCAAUCUGCUUCAGUCAAACUGCCCAUAUCGCCUUCAGACUUGGGUUUAUUUAUCGCAUUCAUGUUUCAGCGCAAUUAUGCAGCCUCGACCGCGAAUACAUAUGUUUCUGCAUUAGGUUAUUGUCACCGUUUAACGGGCGUGCAUGACCCUACAAAGGUAUUUUGGGUUCUCGAAAUGUUGAAAGGAUAUGGUAAGCUUGGCUCCGGUGUUGAUGCACGCCUUCCAAUCACUAUUUCUAUCCUCCGCACAAUUUUACAACAGACUUCUCUCGUUGCAUCUAGUGAAUAUCGCGCACUUUUAUUUAGGGCAAUGUGUACGACAGCCUUUUUUGCCUUUUUGCGGGUUGGUGAAAUAACGACUUGCCCACGGUCUCCCGGCGUGCUUCAAUUAUCUCAAGUGGUUCAGCUUGUUGAUAAUUUGGGCAAUAUUUCCGGUUUGAAAAUCAAUUUUGCGAACUUUAAACAUUCCUACAAUCAACCUCGUGUUUCUCUUACACUUCACCGCCGUUCCGAUAUUUGCCCUGUGCAGACAUUACUCGACUAUUUUGCGCGUCGCGGUUUAUCCGAUGGCCCACUUUUUCGCACUCUCGAUGGGCGCGCAGUAACACGCAAACUAUUUACUGAGCAUUUGGCUUUGAUUUUUCGUGCAUGUGGUCUUGACCCUACUAAGUAUAAGGGGCACAGUUUUCGAAUUGGUGCAGCUACUUUCGCUGCGGAAUGCGGUUUUUCUGACGCUCAAAUCAGAGUAAUGGGUAGGUGGAAAUCCGACGCAUUCCGCAAGUACAUUCGUAGUCCAAACUUAUCUUCGCGACCUAUUUCGCAUCAUAUGUCGACAUGAGUAAUUUAUUGCCGUGCCUGGCGGGGGUUGACCUUGGCUGCACACCUCUUAGUUCGUACUUAUUUCGUUAUAUCCCAUAUUCGUUGCAACUACGAUAACUACGAUGAGACUCAUUGGUAAUCGGGCGCAAUGCUGAUACAGGGGUAAAGCUAGCGCUCCUCUACCUCAUAUCACUAUUUUCAUAUUGGCGACUCAGGUUGCAGAUACUCGGCCGGUCAAUGCAGGGGCACGACUGGUUGGAGAUCUGUACCUUUUCCUUGCUGCGAUUCUUAUAUGUGGGUUUCUUAUA